This is a messenger RNA of Triticum turgidum subsp. durum (durum wheat), 456 nucleotides long. NCBI's taxonomy places the organism in Eukaryota, Viridiplantae, Streptophyta, Magnoliopsida, Poales, Poaceae. The record is from the annotation of a GenBank genome assembly.
AUGGAUUCCGGCGGCGUUCCAGGUCAUCGCGACCUGCUGUCUAAGCUGAGCAGCAGCGGCAGCGACACGACGCCAGCGUUGCCAAAACUUCAGAUGGCGUUCCCCACCAUAAGCAUAGACGACGACGAUAUUGUCUACAUGGCUUCUAGCACCAAACACGGGAUCAUGGAAAACAUGGAGUUCAUGAUUGCUAUCGAUGGGCACCAGUACAGCUCAAACGAACUGAAAGGGAAGCUGCUAAAGCCAACUGAAAAAGAGCCUGUUAAGUUAACUGACAAAAAGGAGGGUAAACAUACCAGGGUGCACGGGGACAAACAGACCGGCAGAACAAGGCUGCCGGUGAACAAGAGAGUAAUGAAGACCUUGGAGCAGCUACGAGCGAUUAACUGGAGCUGCCCGAGGCGACUUGGUGAGCAGAUGAAGGACGCGGACAAUGGCGAUCAAGGAGCUUGUUGA